AUGAGAUAAACUGAAGAAAGAAUAGCUCUUUCCUUUUGAGAUGCUUUCAAUGUGCACUUAUGUCAAUUAACGAUGGAAAUACCUCAUUGGAAUUUGGCUCAUUAUAGAAAUCGUGUAGACUUUUUCAAUAGCAAGGCUGAACCAUUGAAGUAUCAAGUGCUUUUCGUUAGCUUCAAGAAAUAGCCUAUCAAGAAUCAAUUAUGAAAGUAAGCUUCAAAUGGAAGUAGGCCUCAUUGUAAUAUCUGUUCUCGCUUCGGUUACAAACGCUGCGGUAAUCAUUAUGGUAAUCGCUAUCAAAGAACUCAGGACUUUCAAUAAUGUCUUUGUUGCAUCUCUAGCUGUGUCUGACAUGUUGACUGGUGCAGUUCUAGUACCACUUCAUUUGGCAGAUCACUAUGAAGUGUCAGGAUUUUUGAGUUUUACAAUCAUGAUAUCGGGGGUAUUGAAUCUUUGCGCAGUGACGUGGGAUAGAUACGUGGCUGUUACGGAUCCAUUUGGAUACAAAGAUAAACUACAGAAAUGCCACGGAAAACUGCUUUUCGCAAUCUGGACGACAGCAAGCUUGUCCACCCUGAUUCCACUAGCUUGGGAUAACGAUAUCACUACAGAGUACCAUAAAUGGUUCCUUAUUUUGUCGUUAUUGAUACUCGUACUUAUCCCUUAUGGUUUUAUUGUCGCUGCGUACGUACGUAUUUGGUUACGUCUGCGAUCGCACGCCGCACAGAUGAAGCAAGUUAGCAUAAGCAACGAGCAGAGAGAAGGAGCAAGAAGAGCAUCACUCGAGGGUAAGACGGUCAAGGUGUUCCUGGUAGUGGUGUCUGUGUUCCUGGUCAGCUGGCUUCCUGUCAUUUACAUGACCACUGUAGGGUUGAUGCUUGGCAGACUAGAUCUCAUUCCUCCGCAUCUUUCCAUGCUAUCAUGGUAUACCAUUACCGGGUCGUCAUUGAUCAAUCCAAUACUUUACGGCAUCAUGAAGAGAGAUUUUUAUGUCCAGUUCCGUCGUCUUUGUUCGUCAAUAGUGGAUCCUUGGACAUCACCAACUUAAACAGUCUUUAAAAGACUAAAGCUUGGCCAUUGAGUUACUCAUAGGAAAAGUUUACAAGUAACCCCAGCAACAGCAUCUGAUUGGAUACAGAAUCGAAUAUUAGUUCGAGGAGACACUUUACCCCAUUAAUUGCUGGUUAGGCAUCUGGAUAAAAACCUUGCAUUUAAAAUUUUAAAAUGUCUCGUCAAAGGACACAAUUCAAUAAGUUGUCAAAACUAUGAUAUUUUUUAAUCUUCAGUUAAAUGAAUAUUUUCCUAAACCUCAAUUCAAGGGAAAAAAACACUUGGUUCUGUUCAAUUUUUGUUGUUGUUGUUGUUGCUGUUGUUACUGUUGACAGCAGCCCCAUCUUUUUGAACUGAAAAAAGGCAGUGCAAAAUUCAGUUAAGCCUAGAAGACUUGAAAUUCAGUGAAAAACUAUAGCAACCUCUCUUUAUUUAUAAAACAUUGCUCCACAUUAUCAUUGACACUGUUUUAGAUGCCCAGAUGUUCAAUUUGUUUGCUUCAUUUGAAUUGCUCUGUCAAAUCAACCUUCAGUGUUGUUAAGCUUUUCGG
Molecule: messenger RNA, 1597 nt
Organism: Exaiptasia diaphana
Lineage: Eukaryota; Metazoa; Cnidaria; Anthozoa; Actiniaria; Aiptasiidae
Product: D(4) dopamine receptor-like
Exons: 1
Coding region: 218-1045 (275 amino acids)
Biological process (GO): G protein-coupled receptor signaling pathway
Cellular component (GO): membrane
Molecular function (GO): G protein-coupled receptor activity
Source: RefSeq, a predicted model, not a curated record